This is a messenger RNA of Xenia sp. Carnegie-2017, 806 nucleotides long. RefSeq names its product fibroblast growth factor receptor 2-like. The record is from RefSeq and is a predicted model, not a curated record. The transcript has 4 exons. Lineage: Eukaryota; Metazoa; Cnidaria; Anthozoa; Malacalcyonacea; Xeniidae. The coding region runs from base 1 to 588 and encodes 195 amino acids.
AUGGUGAAAUAUUUCAGUAAUGAACGUGCUGUUGUAACGUUGAAUGUACGAGAAUUUCAUCCUCCAAUAAUUUAUGGCAUGAAAGAUUCCACAAUGGAUCACUUUAAAGAUGACAACAUCGAUUUCAUUUGUAAUGUGUCAGGUAAUCCUCAGCCCAAGGUUAUAUGGUCAAGAAAUGGUGAAGAAAUUAAUGGUGAAACAAUAACAAAUUGCAAAAGUCAAGUUCCUAAAUAUUACUUCAAGAAUGAUGGCACAACUCUUAUUAUUUGUGGCUUUGAUAUUUCACAAUCGGGAAAUUACACAUGCUUUGCAGAAAAUCAGUUAGGAAACGUCACAGCAACUGUUUUUCUUAAUGUUACUGAUCAUCGCCAACCAGAUUCAUUGGCCAGAAGUGGUGGUGACUUAUUAACAGGAAGCAUUGUAGGAUUAGUUAUUGGUGCGAUCGUUCUUCUGUUCAUUGUUGGUGCUGUCAUCUUCUUCUUAAACGGAAAACAAAAACGAAAGCAACACAAGAAUCAAUAUAUUCUACCUCCAGAAAAUUAUUCAAGCGACCAGAAACAUUUGCCAAUGAAAACAGUGGCUGAUUGAAUGAAACGAUUAUUGGGAAAGUUGUUGCUAUGAUUUCUUUUUCAUAUGUUCAUUUGAACGACAGAACUAAUUUUGAAAUCGUUUCAAAACACUAAAGCAACCAAUACUCGCCUGUAUACGUACUUGCAAUACAUUUUAUACUUUCUUUUGAUACUGUCGUGGUAAUUGAAAAAUGUUACCUCCAGCUUAUUUAAAGUUGAUUAUAAAUUUGGAGAUCA